AUGACAGCAGCCACUGCCACCACUACUGCAGCCCCUGCCACCAUAACUGUAGACGCCUCUACGACAGCCCCUGCCACCACAACUGGAGACACCACUAAGACAACCCAUUCCACGAAAGCUUUAGCCGCUACCAGAACAGCAGCCACUAAAACCACAAGUGCAGCCGCUACAUCAACUGCAGCUGCCACUAUGAUAACAGCCUCUGCCACUACAACUGCAGCUGCCACUAUAACAACAGCUGCUACCGCCACAACUAAAGACACCACUAAGACAAACCAUGCUACCACUACUGCAGCCCCUGUCACCCUAACUGUAGACGCCACGUCGACAACCCCUGCUACCACAACUGGAGACACCGCUAAGACAACCCAUGACACCACAACUUUAGCCGCUACCACAACAGCAGCCACAGCAACCACAAAUGCAGCUGCUACCACAACUGCAGCUGCCACUAUGACGACAGCCGCUGCAACCACAACUGCAGCUGCCACCACAACAACAGCCGCUGCCACCACUACUGCAGCCCCUGCCACCACAACUAAGGAUGCCAUUACGACAGCCCCUGACACCACAACUGGAGACACCACUAAGACAACUCAUGCCACCACUACUUCAGCCUCUACCAACACAGCAGCCACUGCAAUCACAAGUGUAGCUGCUACCACAACUGCAGCUGCAAUAACGACAGACCCUGCCACCACAAAUGCAGAUGCCACUACGACUCCUACCACAACUACAGCUUCCACUACGACAGCCUCUGCCACCAUAGCAACAGCAGUCACCAGCACAACUGUGGCUGCCACUACAACUACAGCAGCCACUACAACAGCAGUCGCUGCCACCACAACUCCAGCUGGUACCACAAGAGCAGCAGCUGCAACCACAACUGCAUUUGCCACCACUACGACUGCUACCACAACAGCAGCUGCCACCACGACGACAGCCGCUGCCACCACAACUGCAGCUGCCACCACGACAACAGCCGCUGCCACCACUACUGCAGCCCCUGCAACCAUAACUAAGGAUGCCACUACGACAGCCCCUGCCACCACAACUGGAGACACCACUAAGACAACUCAUGCCACCACAACUUUAGCCGCUACCAACACAGCAGCCACUGCAAUCACAAGUGCAGCUGCUACCACAACUGCAGCGGCAGUAACGACAGACCCUGCCACCACAAAUGCAGAUGCCACUACGACUCCUACCACAACUGCAGCUUCCACUACGACAGCCUCUGCCACCAUAGCAACAGCAGCCGCCACCACAACUGGAGACACCACUGCAACUACAGCAGCCACUACAACAGUAGCAACUGCCACCACAACUCCAGCUGGUACCACAAGAGCAGCAGCUGCAACCACAACUAUAACAGCCGCUACCACCACAACUGCAGACACCACUAAGACAACCCCUGUCACCACGACAGCAGCCGCUGCCACCACUACUGCAGCCCCUGCCACCGUAACUAAGGACGCCACUACGACAGCCCCUGCCACCACAACUGGAGACACCACUAAGACAACUCAUGCCACCACAACUUUAGCCGCUACCACAACAGCAGCCACAGCAACCACAAAUGCAGCUGCUACCACAACUGCAGCUGCCCCUAUGACGACAGCCGCUGCAACCACAAUGGCAUCUGCCACCACAACAACAUCCGCUGCCACCACUACUGCAGUCCCUGCCACCAUAACUAAGGAUGCCACUACGACAGCCCCUGCCACCACAACUGGAGACACCACUAAGACAACUCAUGCCACCACUACUUCAGCCUCUACCAACACAGCAGCCACUGCAAUCACAAGUGUAGCUGCUACCACAACUGCAGCUGCAAUAACGACAGACCCUGCCACCUCAAAUGCAGAUGCCACUACGAUUCCUACCACAACUGCAGCUUCCACUACGACAGCCCCUGCCACCAUAGCAACAGCAGUCACCAGCACAACUGUAGAUGCCACUACAACUACAGCAGCCACUACAACAGCAGCCGCUGCCACCACAACUUCAGCUGGUACCACAAGAGUAGCAUCUGCAACCACAACUGCAUUUGCCACCACUAUGACUGCCACCACAACUGCAGCCGCCACCACCACGACAGCCGCUGCCACCACAACUGCAGCUGCCACCACGACGACAGCCGCUGCCACCACUACUGCAGCCCCUGCCACCAUAACUGCAGACGUCACUACGACAGCCCCUGCUACCACAACUGCAGCCACAUAUACGACAGCCCCUGCCACCACAGCAACAGCAGCAGCCACCACAACUGUAGCCGCCACUACAACUACAGCAGCCACUACAACAGUAGCAAUUGCAACCACAACUCCAGCUGGUACCACAAGAGCAGCAGCUGCAACCACAACUGCAGCCGCAAUGACGACAGUCAUGGGCACCACAACAACAGCUGCCACUACCACAACACCUCCUGCCACCACAACUUUAGCCGCUACCAGAACAGCAGCCACUGCAACCACAAGUGCAGCUGCUACAUCAACUGCAGCUGCCACUAUGAUAACAGCUUCUGUCACUACAACUGCAGCUGCCACUAUAACAACAGCUGCUACCGCCACAACUAAAGACACCAAUAAGACAACCCCUGCAACCACAAAUUUAGCCACUACAAGAACAGCAGCAACUGCAACCACAAGUGCAGCUGCCAGUACAACUGCAGCUGCCACUACGACAACAACCCCUGUCACCAUGACAGCAGCCACUGCCACCACUACUGCAGCCCCUGCCACCAUAACUGUAGACGCCUCUACGACAGCCCCUGCCACCAUAACUGGAGACAACACUAAGACAACCCAUGACACCACAACUUUAGCCGCUACCACAACAGCAGCCACAGCAACCACAAAUGCAGCUGCGACCACAACUGCAGCUGCCACUAUGACGACAGCCGCUGCAACCACAACUGCAGCUGCCACCACAACAACAGCCGCUGCCACCACUACUGCAGCCCCUGCCACCACAACUAAGGAUGCCAUUACGACAGCCCCUGACACCACAACUGGAGACACCACUAAGACAACUCAUGCCACCACUACUUCAGCCUCUACCAACACAGCAGCCACUGCAAUCACAAGUGUAGCUGCUACCACAACUGCAGCUGCAAUAACGACAGACCCUGCCACCACAAAUGCAGAUGCCACUACGACUCCUACCACAACUACAGCUUCCACUACGACAGCCUCUGCCACCAUAGCAACAGCAGUCACCAGCACAACUGUGGCUGCCACUACAACUACAGCAGCCACUACAACAGCAGUCGCUGCCACCACAACUCCAGCUGGUACCACAAGAGCAGCAGCUGCAACCACAACUGCAUUUGCCACCACUACGACUGCUACCACAACAGCAGCUGCCACCACGACGACAGCCGCUGCCACCACAACUGCAGCUGCCACCACGACAACAGCCGCUGCCACCACUACUGCAGCCCCUGCAACCAUAACUAAGGAUGCCACUACGACAGCCCCUGCCACCACAACUGGAGACACCACUAAGACAACUCAUGCCACCACAACUUUAACCGCUACCAACACAGCAGCCACUGCAAUCACAAGUGCAGCUGCUACCACAACUGCAGCGGCAGUAACGACAGACCCUGCCACCACAAAUGCAGAUGCCAUUACGACUCCUACCACAACUGCAGCUUCCACUACGACAGCCUCUGCCACCAUAGCAACAGCAGCCGCCACCACAACUGGAGACACCACUACAACUACAGCAGCCACUACAACAGUAGAUACUGCCACCACAACUCCAGCUGGUACCACAAGAGCAGCAGCUGCAACCACAACUGUAGCCACUACCAGAACAGCAGCCACUGCAACCACAAGUGCAGCUGCCACCACAACUGCAGCUGCCACUACGAUAACAGCCGCUACCACCACAACUGCAGACACCACUAAGACAACCACUGACACCACGACAGCAGCCGCUGCCACCACUACUGCAGCCCCUGCCACCGUAACUAAGGACGCCACUAUGACAGCCCCUGCCACCACAACUGGAGACACCACUAAGACAACUCAUGCCACCACAACUUUAGCCGCUACCACAACAGCAGCCACAGCAACCACAAAUGCAGCUACUACCACAACUGCAGCUGCCACUAUGACGACAGCCGCUGCAACCACAACUGCAGCUGCCACCACAACAACAGCCGCUGCCACCACUACUGAAGUCCCUGCCACCAUAACUAAGGAUGCCACUACGACAGCCCUUGCCACCACAACUGGAGACACCACUAAGACAACUCAUGCCACCACUACUUCAGCCUCUACCAACACAGCAGCCACUGCAAUCACAAGUGUAGCUGCUACCACAACUGCAGCUGCAAUAACGACAGACCCUGCCACCUCAAAUGCAGACGCCACUACGAUUCCUACCACAACUGCAGCUUCCACUACGACAGCCCCUGCCACCAUAGCAACAGCAGUCACCAGCACAACUGUAGAUGCCACUACAACUACAGCAGCCACUACAACAGCAGCCGCUGCCACCACAACUUCAGCUGGUACCACAAGAGUAGCCCCUGCUACCACAACUGCAGCCACAUAUACGACAGCCCCUGCCACCACAGCAACAGCAGCAGCCACCACAACUGUAGCCGCCACUACAACUACAGCAGCCACUACAACAGUAGCAAUUGCAACCACAACUCCAGCUGGUACCACAAGAGCAGCAGCUGCAACCACAACUGCAGCCGCAAUGACGACAGUCAUGGGCACCACAACAACAGCUGCCACUACCACAACACCUCCUGCCACCACAACUUUAGCCGCUACCAGAACAGCAGCCACUGCAACCACAAGUACAGCUGCUACAUCAACUGCAGCUGCCACUAUGAUAACAGCUUCUGCCACUACAACUGCAGCUGCCACUAUAACAACAGCUGCUACCGCCACAACUAAAGACACCAAUAAGACAACCCCUGCAACCACAAAUUUAGCCACUACAAGAACAGCAGCAACUGCAACCACAAGUGCAGCUGCCAGUACAACUGCAGCUGCCACUACGACAACAACCCCUGUCACCAUGACAGCAGCCACUGCCACCACUACUGCAGCCCCUGCCACCAUAACUGUAGACGCCUCUACGACAGCCCCUGCCACCAUAACUGGAGACAACACUAAGACAACCCAUGACACCACAACUUUAGCCGCUACCACAACAGCAGCCACAGCAACCACAAAUGCAGCUGCGACCACAACUGCAGCUGCCACUAUGACGACAGCCGCUGCAACCACAACUGCAGCUGCCACCACAACAACAGCCGCUGCCACCACUACUGCAGCCCCUGCCACCACAACUAAGGAUGCCAUUACGACAGCCCCUGACACCACAACUGGAGACACCACUAAGACAACUCAUGCCACCACUACUUCAGCCUCUACCAACACAGCAGCCACUGCAAUCACAAGUGUAGCUGCUACCACAACUGCAGCUGCGAUAACGACAGACCCUGCCACCACAAAUGCAGAUGCCACUACGACUCCUACCACAACUACAGCUUCCACUACGACAGCCUCUGCCACCAUAGCAACAGCAGUCACCAGCACAACUGUGGCUGCCACUACAACUACAGCAGCCACUACAACAGCAGUCGCUGCCACCACAACUCCAGCUGGUACCACAAGAGCAGCAGCUGCAACCACAACUGCAUUUGCCACCACUACGACUGCUACCACAACAGCAGCUGCCACCACGACGACAGCCGCUGCCACCACAACUGCAGCUGCCACCACGACAACAGCCGCUGCCACCACUACUGCAGCCCCUGCAACCAUAACUAAGGAUGCCACUACGACAGCCCCUGCCACCACAACUGGAGACACCACUAAGACAACUCAUGCCACCACAACUUUAACCGCUACCAACACAGCAGCCACUGCAAUCACAAGUGCAGCUGCUACCACAACUGCAGCGGCAGUAACGACAGACCCUGCCACCACAAAUGCAGAUGCCAUUACGACUCCUACCACAACUGCAGCUUCCACUACGACAGCCUCUGCCACCAUAGCAACAGCAGCCGCCACCACAACUGGAGACACCACUACAACUACAGCAGCCACUACAACAGUAGAUACUGCCACCACAACUCCAGCUGGUACCACAAGAGCAGCAGCUGCAACCACAACUGUAGCCACUACCAGAACAGCAGCCACUGCAACCACAAGUGCAGCUGCCACCACAACUGCAGCUGCCACUACGAUAACAGCCGCUACCACCACAACUGCAGACACCACUAAGACAACCACUGACACCACGACAGCAGCCGCUGCCACCACUACUGCAGCCCCUGCCACCGUAACUAAGGACGCCACUACGACAGCCCCUGCCACCACAACUGGAGACACCACUAAGACAACUCAUGCCACCACAACUUUAGCCGCUACCACAACAGCAGCCACAGCAACCACAAAUGCAGCUACUACCACAACUGCAGCUGCCACUAUGACGACAGCCGCUGCCACCACUACUGAAGUCCCUGCCACCAUAACUAAGGAUGCCACUACGACAGCCCCUGCCACCACAACUGGAGACACCACUAAGACAACUCAUGCCACCACUACUUCAGCCUCUACCAACACAGCAGCCACUGCAAUCUCAAGUGUAGCUGCUACCACAACUGCAGCUGCAAUAACGACAGACCCUGCCACCUCAAAUGCAGACGCCACUACGAUUCCUACCACAACUGCAGCUUCCACUACGACAGCCCCUGCCACCAUAGCAACAGCAGUCACCAGCACAACUGUAGAUGCCACUACAACUACAGCAGCCACUACAACAGCAGCCGCUGCCACCACAACUUCAGCUGGUACCACAAGAGUAGCAUCUGCAACCACAACUGCAUUUGCCACCACUAUGACUGCCACCACAACUGCAGCUGCCACCAUGACGACAGCCGCUGCCACCACAACUGCAGCUGCCACCACGACGACAGCCGCUGCCACCACUACUGCAGCCCCUGCCACCAUAACUGCAGACGUCACUACGACAGCCCCUGCUACCACAACUGCAGCCACAUAUACGACAGCCGCUGCCACCACAGCAACAGCAGCAGCCACCACAACUGUAGCCGCCACUACAACUACAGCAGCCACUACAACAGUAGCAAUUGCAACCACAACUCCAGCUGGUACCACAAGAGCAGCAGCUGCAACCACAACUGCAGCCGCAAUGACGACAGUCAUGGGCACCACAACAACAGCUGCCACUACCACAACACCUCCUGCCACCACAACUUUAGCCGCUACCAGAACAGCAGCCACUGCAACCACAAGUGCAGCUGCUACAUCAACUGCAGCUGCCACUAUGAUAACAGCUUCUGCCACUACAAAUGCAGCUGCCACUAUAACAACAGCUGCUACCGCCACAACUAAAGACACCAAUAAGACAACCCCUGCAACCACAAAUUUAGCCACUACAAGAACAGCAGCAACUGCAACCACAAGUGCAGCUGCCAGUACAACUGCAGCUGCCACUACGACAACAACCCCUGUCACCAUGACAGCAGCCACUGCCACCACUACUGCAGCCCCUGCCACCAUAACUGUAGACGCCUCUACGACAGCCCCUGCCACCAUAACUGGAGACAACACUAAGACAACCCAUGACACCACAACUUUAGCCGCUACCACAACAGCAGCCACAGCAACCACAAAUGCAGCUGCGACCACAACUGCAGCUGCCACUAUGACGACAGCCGCUGCAACCACAACUGCAGCUGCCACCACAACAACAGCCGCUGCCACCACUACUGCAGCCCCUGCCACCACAACUAAGGAUGCCAUUACGACAGCCCCUGACACCACAACUGGAGACACCACUAAGACAACUCAUGCCACCACUACUUCAGCCUCUACCAACACAGCAGCCACUGCAAUCACAAGUGUAGCUGCUACCACAACUGCAGCUGCAAUAACGACAGACCCUGCCACCACAAAUGCAGAUGCCACUACGACUCCUACCACAACUACAGCUUCCACUACGACAGCCUCUGCCACCAUAGCAACAGCAGUCACCAGUACAACUGUGGCUGCCACUACAACUACAGCAGCCACUACAACAGCAGUCGCUGCCACCACAACUCCAGCUGCUACCACAAGAGCAGCAGCUGCAACCACAACUGCAUUUGCCACCACUACGACUGCUACCACAACAGCAGCUGCCACCACGACGACAGCCGCUGCCACCACAACUGCAGCUGCCACCACGACAACAGCCGCUGCCACCACUACUGCAGCCCCUGCCACCAUAACUAAGGAUGCCACUACGACAGCCCCUGUCACCACAACUGGAGACACCACUAAGACAACUCAUGCCACCACAACUUUAACCGCUACCAACACAGCAGCCACUGCAAUCACAAGUGCAGCUGCUACCACAACUGCAGCGGCAGUAACGACAGACCCUGCCACCACAAAUGCAGAUGCCACUACGACUCCUACCACAACUGCAGCUUCCACUACGACAGCCUCUGCCACCAUAGCAACAGCAGCCGCCACCACAACUGGAGACACCACUACAACUACAGCAGCCACUACAACAGUAGCAACUGCCACCACAACUCCAGCUGGUACCACAAGAGCAGCAGCUGCAACCACAACUGUAGCCGCUAUCAGAACAGCAGCCACUGCAACCACAACUGCAGCUGCCACUACGACAACAGCCACGACCAUCACAAAUGCAGACACCACCAAGACCUCACCUGCCACCACAACUUUAGCUGCUUCCACAACAUCAGCCACUGCAACCACAAGUGCAGCUGCUACCACAAGUGCAGCUGCUACCACAAGUGCAGCUGCUACCACAACUGCAGCUGCCCCUACGACAACAGUCGCUGUCACCGCAACUGAAGCUGCCACCACAACUACAGCUACCGCCACGACAACAUCCACUUACACCCCUACUGCAUCCCCUGCCACCGUAACUAAGGAUGCCCCUACAACAGCCCCUGCCACCACAACUGCAGACACCACCAAGACAACCCCUGUCACCACAACUUUUGCCGCUACCACAACUGCAGCUGCCACUACGCAGAUCUCUGCCACCACAGCAACAGCAGCCACCAGCACAACUGUAGCCGCCACUACGACUAAAGCAGCCACUACAACAGCAGCCACUGCCACUACAACUCCAGCUGGUACCACAAGAGCAGCAGCUGCAACCACAACUGCAGCCGCCACUACAACAUUUGAUGCCACCACAACUGCAGCCGCCACUAUGACUGCUGACAGAACUGCAGCUGCCACUACGACAACAGCCACUACCACCACAACUGCAGACACCGCUAAGAUACCCCCUUUCACCACAACUUUAGUCACUACCACAACAGCAGCCACUGCAACGACAACUGCAGCUGCCACUGCAGCAACAACUGCAGCUGCCACUGCAAUGACAACUGCAGCUGCCACUAUGAUGACAACAGCGACGACCAUCACAAAUGCAGACACCACUACGACAGCCCCUGCCACCACAACUAUAGCUGCCACUACGACAACACCCGCUACCACUACAAAGACAACCUCUGCCACCACAACUUUAGCAGCUACCACAACAUCAGCCACUGCUACCACAACUGCAGCUACCCCUACAACGACAGCCACUGCCACCACAACUGCAGCUUACACCACUACUGUAGCCCCUGCCACCGUAACUAAGGACCCCACUACGACAGCCCCUGCCACCACAACUGCAGACACAACUAAGAUAACCCCUGCCACCACAACUUUAGCCACUACCACAACAGCAGCCACAACAAUCACAAGUGCAGCUGCUACCACAACAGAAGCCACUGCAAUCAAAAGUGCAGCUGCGACCACAACUGCAGCUGCCCCUACGACAACAGUCGCUGCCACCGCAACUGAAGCUGCCACCACAACUACAGCUACCGCCACGACAACAUCCACUUACACCACUACUGCAGCCCCUGCCACCGUAACUAAGGAUGCCACCACAACUGCAGACACCACCAAGACAACCCCUGUCACCACAACUUUUGCCGCUACCACAACAGCAGCCAGUGCAACCACAACUGCAGCUGCUACCACAACUGCAGCUGCCACUAUGAUGACAACUGCAGCUACCACCAGUGCAGCUACUACCACAACUGCAGCUGCCCCUACGACAACAGUCGCUGCCACCGCAACUGAAGCUGCCACCACAACUACAGCUACCGCCACGACAACAUCCACUUACACCACUACUGCAGCCCCUGCCACCGUAACUAAGGAUGCCACUACAACAGCCCCUGCCACCACAACUGCAGACACCACCAAGAUAACCCCUGUCACCACAACUUUUGCCGCUACCACAACAGCAGCUGCCACUACGCAGUUCUCUGCCACCACAGCAACAGCAGCCACCAGCACAACUGUAGCCGCCACUACGACUAAAGCAGCCACUACAACAGCAGCCACUGCCACCACAACUCCAGCUGGUACCACAAGAGCAGCAGCUGCAACCACAACUGCAGCCGCCACUACAACAUUCGAUGCCACCACAACUGCAGCUGCCACUAUGACUGCUGACAGAACUGCAGCUGCCACUACGACAACAGCCACUACCACCACAACAGCAGACACCGCUAAGACAACCCCUUUCACCACAACUUUAGUCGCUACCACAACAGCAGCCACUGCAACGACAACUGCAGCUGCCACUGCAGCAACAACUGCAGCUGCCACUGCAAUGACAACUGCAGCUGCCACUAUGACGACAACAGCCACGACCAUCACAAAUGUACACACCACUACAACAGCCCCUGCCACCACAACUAUAGCUGCCACUACGACAACACCCGCUACCACCACAAAGACAACCUCUGCCACCACAACUUUAGCAGCUACCACAACAUCAGCCACUGCUACCACAACUGCAGCUACCCCUACAACGACAGCCACUGCCACCACAACUGCAGCUUACACCACUACUGUAGCCCCUGCCACCGUAACUAAGGGCCCCACUACGACAGCCCCUGCCACCACAACUGCAGACACAACUAAGAUAACCCCUGCCACCACAACUUUAGCCACUACCACAAAAGCAGCCACUGCAAUCAAAAGUGCAGCUGCUACCACAACAGCAGCUGCCACUACGACAACAGCCACGACCAUCACAAAUACAGACACCACCACGACCUCACCUGCCACCACAACCUUAGCUGCUUCCACAACAUCAGCCACUGCAACCACAAGUGCAGCUGCUACCACAACUGCAGCUGCCCCUACGACAACAGUCGCUGCCACCGCAACUGAAGCUGCCACCACAACUACAGCUACCGCCACGACAACAUCCACUUACACCAAUUCUGCAGCCCCUUCCCCCGUAACUAAGGUUGCCACCACAACUGCAGACACCACCAAGACAACCCCUGUCACCACAACUUUUGCCGCUACCACAACAGCAGCCAGUGCAACCACAACUGCAGCUGCUACCACAACUGCAGCUGCCACUAUGACGACAACUGCAGCUGCCACUACAACUGCAGCUGCCACUACAACUGCAGCUGCCACGACGACUUCAGCCACUACCACCAUAACUGCAGACCUCACUAACACAACCUCUGCCACCACGACAACAGCCGCUGCCACCACUACUGCAGCACCUCCCACCGUAGCUGUAGACGCCGCUAAGACAGCCCCUGCCACCACAGCUGCAGCUGCAAUUACGACAGACCCUGCCACCACAACUGCUAACGCCAAUGUGACUACUACCACAACUGCAGCUUCCACUACGCAGUUCUCUGCCACCACAGCAACAGCAGCCACCAGGACAACUGUAGCCGCCACUACGACGAAAGCAGCCACUACAACAGCAGCCACUGCCACCACAACUCCAGCUGGUACCACAAGAGCAGCAGCUGCAACCACAACUGCAGCCGCCACUGCAACAUUCUAUGCCACCACAACUGCAGCUGCCACUAUGACUGCUAACAGAACUGCAGCUGCCACUACGACAACAGCCACUACCACCACAACUGCAGACACUGCUAAGACAACCCCUUUUACCACAACUUUAGUCGCUACCACAACAGCAGCCACUGCAAUGACAACUGCAGCUGCCACUAUGACGACAACAGCCACGACCAUCACAAAUGCAGACACCACUUCGACAGCCCCUGCCACCACAACUAUAGCUGCCAUUACGACAACACCCGCUACCACCAAAAAGACAACCUCUGCCACCACAACUUUAGCAGCUACCACAACAUCAGCCACUGCUACCACAUCUGCAGCUGCCCCUACAACGACAGCCACUGCCACCACAACAGCCGCUGCCAACACUACUGCAGCCCCUGCCACCGUAACUAAGGGCCCCACUACGACAGCCCCUGCCACCACAACUGCAGACACAAUUAAGAUAACCCCUGCCACCAUAACUUUAGCCACUACCACAACAGCAGCCACAACAAUCAAAAGUGCAGCUGCUACCACAACAGCAGCUGCCACUACGACAACAGCCACGACCAUCACAAAUGCAGACACCAUCAAGACCUCACCUGCCACCACAACUUUAGCUGCUUCCACAACAUCAGCCACUGCAACCACAAGUGCAGCUGCUACCACAAGUGCAGCUGCUACCACAACUGCAGCUGCCCCUACGACAACAGUCGCUGCCAUCGCAACUGAAGCUGCCACCACAACUACAGCUACCGCCACGACAACAUCCACUUACACCACUACUGCAGCCCCUGCCACCGUAACUAAGGAUGCCACUACAACAGCCCCUGCCACCACAACUGCAGACACCACCAAGACAACCCCUGUUACCACAACUUCUGCCGCUACCACAACAGCAGCUGCCACUACGCAGUUCUCUGCCACCACAGCAACAGCAGCCACCAGGACAACUGUAGCCGCCACUACGACUAAAGCAGCCACUGAAACAGCAGCCACUGCCACCACAACUCCAGCUAGUACCACAAGAGCAGCAGCUGCAACCACAACUGCAGCCGCCACUACAACAUUCGAUGCCACCACAACUGCAGCCGCCACUAUGACUGCUAACAGAACUGCAGCUGCCACUACGACAACAGCCACUACCACCACAACUGCAGACACCGCUAAGACAACCCCUUUCACCACAACUUUAGUCGCUACCACAACAGCAGCCACUGCAAUGACAACUACAGCAGCCACUGCAACGACAACUGCAGCUGCCACUACGACAACAGCCACUUUCAUCACAAAUGCAGACACCACUACGACAGCCCCUGCCACCACAACUAUAGCUGCCACUACGACAACACCCGCUACCACCACAAAGACAACCUCUGCCACCAAAACUUUAGCAGCUACCACAACAUCAGCCACUGCUACCACAACUGCAGCUGACCCUACAACGACAGCCACUGCCACCACAACUGCAGCUUACACCACUACUGCAGCCCCUGCCACCGUAACUAAGGGCCCCACUACGACAGUCCCUGCCACCACAACUGCAGACAUAACUAAGACAUCCCCUGCCACCACAACUUUAGCUACUACCACAACUGCAUCUGCCACUAUGACAACAGCUUCUACCACCACAAAUGCAGACACCACUAAUGCAACCCCUGCCACCACAACCUUAGCCGCUUCCGCAACAUCAGCCACAACUGCAGCUGCUACCACAACUGCAGCUGCCUCCAAGACAACAUCCGCUUACACCACUACUGCAGCCCUUGCCACCGUAACUAAGGACACAUGACAACAGCCCCUGCCACCACAAAUGCAGACACCACUAAGACAACCCAGACCACCACAACUUUAGCCGCUACCACAACAGCAGCCACUGCAAUCAAGUGCAGCUGCUACUAAGACAUCAGCCGGUACCACCACAACCGAAGCUGUCACUAUGACGACAGCCACUGCCACCACAACUGCAGACACCACUAUGGCAACCCCUGCCACCACAACUUUAGCCACUUCCAUAACAUUAGCCACAGCUACCACAACUGCUGCUGCCACUUCGACAACAGUCACUACCAGCACAAAUGCAGACACCACUACGACAACCCCUGCCACCACAACUGGAACCACCACUUCACAGCCGCUGCCAUCACAAUUGCAGCUUCCACUAUGACAGCAGCAGAUGCCACCACAUCUGGUGUCACCGGAAUGUAAACGCCACAACUGCCACUACGGCAGCCUCUGCCACCACAACUUCAACCGCUACAACAACAGCCGCCUCUGCCACCACAACUGUAGCCGCCACUAUGACAGGCCAUGUCACCACAAUUGGAUCCGCCACUACGAUAGUCGGUGCCAUCCCAACUGCAACUUCCAGUAUUACAGCAGCCGCUGCAACCACAACUGAGGUAACCACAUCUGCAACAGCCACCAUAACUGCUGCUGCCACUAGGACAACAGCUGCUGCAACCACAUCUGCAGUUGCUGCCAACAUAACUAUAGCCGCCACUAUGACAUCCGCUGACACUACAACUCCAGCUGCCACCACAACUGCAACCACCACUACGACAGGCCCUGCCUUACAACUUCAGCCGCUACCAAAACAAUCGCCACUGCCACUUCGACAACCCUUGCCACCAUAACUUUAGCUGCCACUAUGAAAGGUUCUGCCACCACAGCUGCAGCUGGUAACUGAACUGCAGCUGCCACUAUGACAACAGCUGCUGCCGCUACGACAGCCCUUGCCACCAUAACUGCAGCUGCCAGUACGGAAGCUACUGCCACCACAACUGCAGCUGUCACUACUACUGCCACUACCAUAACUGUAGCUGCAGCCGUUACUACCACUGCCAUUGCCACCACAACUGCAACUCCCAAUAUGAAAGCAGACGCUGCCACCACAACUGUAGCUGCCACCACAACUGUAGCCACCACUACAACAGCCCCUGCUACCACAACUGUAGCCACCAUCAAUACAACUGUAGACGUCAAAACGACAGCCCCUGCCAGAACAACUUCAGCCACUACAACAAUGGCAUCUACCACUAUGAUAGCCCCGAUUGGCCCAAGCAAGUAUCUUCUUAUUAUUGGAGUCCUUUAGUAGUGGUUUCUUUGCAGCAGUUCGACCAUGAAGGCCUGAUUCACGCAGUGUCCUCUGAACAGUUGAUGUUGAGAUGUGUCUGUUACUUGAACUCAGUGAAGCAUUUAUUUGGACUGCAAUUUGAGGUACAGUUAACUCUAAUGAACUUAUCCUCUUCAGCAGAGGUAACUCUGGGUCUUCCUUUCAUGUGGCGGUCCUCAUGAGAGCCAUUUUCAUCUUAGUGCUUGAUGGUUUUUGCGAAUGCACUUGAAGAAACUUUCAAAGUUCUUGAAAUUUUCUGGAUUGACUGACCUUCAUGUCUUAAAGGAAUGAUGGACUGUCGUUUCGCUUUGCUAUUUUCAGCUGUUCUUGCCAUAAUAUGGACUUGGUAUUUUACCAAAUAGGGCUAUCUUCUGUAUACCACCCUUACCUUGUCACAACAGAACUGAUUGUCUCAAACGCAUUCAUUUGUGGAAUUCUUUCCUUCUUAACUUUUAACAAGGAAAACCUGUUAAUUGAAAUGCAUUCCACCUCAUUAAGCUGGUUGAGAGAAUUCCAAGAGUGUUCAAAGCUGUCAUCAAGGCAAAGGGUGGCUACUUUGAUGAAAGUGUAAAAUAUAUUUUGAUUUGUUUAAUACUUUUUUGGUUACCACAUGAUUCUGUGUUAUUUCAUAGUUUUGAUGUCUUCACUAUUAUUCUACAAUGUAGAAAAUAGGAAAAAAUAAAGAAACCCUGGAAUGAG
This is a messenger RNA of Salvelinus fontinalis (brook trout), 15726 nucleotides long. Its product is annotated as mucin-19-like. The record is from RefSeq and is a predicted model, not a curated record. Lineage: Eukaryota; Metazoa; Chordata; Actinopteri; Salmoniformes; Salmonidae. The transcript has 2 exons. Bases 1 to 13704 code for a protein of 4567 amino acids.